AUGAGUAUACGAAAAAUGCAAGAAAAAUUUAUGUUGGCACUCGGGCAACACAAUAUACCAGGACUUCGAUGGGUUUUGGAGGGAUUCAAUUUUUAUGAUAUUCAACGAGUGAAAGAAGUUGGAGCAGAUCGAGCAGCUGCUGAAUGGGUUGUUCGUUGUGGUGGUCAAAUUAAAUUCAAACAAAUUGAAGAAAAUUUUGCCGAUUAUAAUGUUUUAAUCAAAAGAACUGCACAAUUGGAUCCAAGAAUUUCAGCUGAUAAUGUAACAAUUGAAACAAUUUAUGCUGAAAAUGCAAGUAUCACUGGUUUCGGCUGUCAACAUUUCAGUGAGUUCAACAUUUUGAUCUUUCAGAAAAUUUAGAAAGUUAUUUACAGAAAACUUAGCAGAAAUAAAAAAUGUUCAUUUCAUUCGUUGCAAAAACUUUCACGAUUUUGGAAUCGAAUAUAUCGGAAAAUAUGCCGGCGACAAAUUGAAAGUUUUGGAAAUUAAUGAGUGUCCAAGAAUCACGGAAUUUGGAUUGGAACAUCUUUUGAAGUUUGAGAAACUAGAUAGACUCAUUCUCAAAAAUUUGAAGUCGGUUCAUGGAAAAGAAAAAAUAGCUCAAAAGCUGAAAGAUGCACUCAAGAAUACAGAGAUAAUAUUUUAA
Molecule: messenger RNA, 646 nt
Organism: Caenorhabditis angaria
Lineage: Eukaryota; Metazoa; Nematoda; Chromadorea; Rhabditida; Rhabditidae
Source: the annotation of a GenBank genome assembly